CGCAUAAGAUUCGUCUUCUUCUUCCUCACUAGUUCAGUUCCUCUUCGAUUUUCUAGGUUAACCAGAGACGACAGCUAGGGAAAGAGAUGAGGCUGAUAACGCACAACAUGCUCUCCUGCAACAUCAAAGGAGUCACGAACGGCUUUCCUCUAAAGAUCGAGGCAGAGAAAGUUGUCGAGAAGGAAGUGGAUUUCAACCCUGAUUUUCUGAGGCACAUGUUCGCCAAGAUCGAGUGGAAGGCUCUUGUGGAAGCUGCUCGUUCCAUGGGAUACGCCGAGCUACCCGAAGAUUCGCCUGACGCGACGGUGAUUGAUUCCGCCGACGAGACGUUCCUGAGGAAACUCCACCACGCGUUGCUCGAGCUCCACCUAGAGGAAGGCGCGCUUGUCUGCCCCGAGACUGGAAGGAAGUUUCCAGUCAACAAGGGUAUCCCAAACAUGCUUCUCCACGAAGACGAGGUUUAAUUCAAUUAAAUCAUCUUUCGAUUAUAAUGUUUUGCUAGGGUAAACCGAUUGGAUGUUUUAAUAUUUCUUAAUCUCUGUUAAACCGGUUUAAUUA
Messenger RNA from Brassica oleracea var. oleracea, 558 nucleotides. Its product is annotated as multifunctional methyltransferase subunit TRM112-like protein At1g22270. Gene Ontology annotation, biological process: tRNA methylation; rRNA (guanine-N7)-methylation; peptidyl-glutamine methylation. Gene Ontology annotation, molecular function: protein heterodimerization activity. The transcript has a single exon. The coding region runs from base 87 to 464 and encodes 125 amino acids. The record is from RefSeq and is a predicted model, not a curated record. NCBI's taxonomy places the organism in Eukaryota, Viridiplantae, Streptophyta, Magnoliopsida, Brassicales, Brassicaceae.